This is a messenger RNA of Argiope bruennichi, 1013 nucleotides long. RefSeq names its product juvenile hormone acid O-methyltransferase-like. Bases 111 to 887 code for a protein of 258 amino acids. The record is from RefSeq and is a predicted model, not a curated record. The transcript is spliced from 5 exons. NCBI's taxonomy places the organism in Eukaryota, Metazoa, Arthropoda, Arachnida, Araneae, Araneidae.
AUCAUGGUAUUUCACGGCAUUGCAAAAUUAUUUUGUUGGAAACUCGUCAGAUUUUGAUUGCAGUACAGAUAAAGGAAGCGUUGAGCAAACUGACUGAUACGGACAGACAGAUGAAUCCUCUGUGGUGCGAGUUCACCAACGCGGAAACAAAGGAAUUCUUGUCUUCUCUCCAGUGGGGCGAUCUCUCCGGAGAGCUGGUCAUGGACGUCGGCUGUGGGGAAGGAGACAUGUCCACCAAAUGUAUUUUGAAUCUUUUCCCACGAGUUGGUAAAAUAAUAGCCAUCGAUAUUGAUCCAUAUUGUAUUCAAAGAUCAAAAAUCCUCCACAAGCAUAAGAAGGUGGAAUAUCGACGAGCAGAUGUCACAAUGAUGGAUCACUUGCAAAGGUGGGGAAGCCAUUUCUCAAAAAUCGUCUGCACCCAUUGCAUCACUUUUAUUGAAGAACAGGAGCGGGCUUUCAUGAAUAUGUUUCAUCUACUCCAACCUGGUGGUGAAGCGGCUAUAUUUUUUGCUCUGAGGUCGGAAAGUGACGACGUUUAUCUGGAAAUGAGCAAGAAAUCCAAAUGGUCCAAGUACUUUCAGAAUCUCAAUUCCCAAAUGGUGUUGAAGCUGAGAAAAUACGACGCUGCGUAUUAUCAAAAUGUGUUGGAAAAAAUAGGAUUCACUGUUCAUUUCUGCACAGAGCAAGUAGCGGAGUAUGUUUAUAAAUCGGAUGGAGAAUAUAAAAAUGGAGUCAGGGAUUCGACAUUCAUCGAAUCAAUCCCAAAAAAUCUGCGUCGCGAAUUUGUAGAAGAAUCUUUUUCAACCUUCUUGAAGAUGCAUCCGAGAAAUGAAGAUGGCAUGCUGCACUUCAAAUACACUAUGAUCAGAGCAUUGCUUAAGAAAUGAAAAUGCUGAUCCGAAAAUGGAGUAUUUUAUGCGUUUCUUUUUAAUUUUUGGUAUUUUAUUAUAAUUUUAUUGAAAUAAAAUAUAAACAUGAUAAAGUUUAUAGCCUGACACGCUGUCUGUAAUCUG